CGGCGCGGCCCGGAACGAGUGGACCAUGCGACGGGCCCGACUUCCCCUCCUAGCCUUUUCCGGCUGCGGCCCCGGCGUUGCUGCCGAGUCCGUGCGUGCGGUGCACUCAACUCGCUCGCCCUUCUGCCGGCCUGGCCACUUCCUCGGCGCGUCCACGGCGCGAGCUCCCUCCUCGACGAGCUCGCUUCGCACCGCGAAGCGCUCCUCCGCCGCGUUGAGCUCGCACACCGGUGUCUCCCUGACCGCCCGCCCGCUGCUGUGUCCGGGCGUGCGCGGCUUCGCUUCGCCGUCCGAGGAGCCGAAGAAGGAGCCGUCGCGGUGGGAGAAGAUAAAGGCGACCUUUAGAGAGCACGGCCCGGUCUUUGUCGGCUUCUACGCCGUCACCUGGCUCGGCGGGUUUGGCGUGUGCUGGACGGGCGUGACAAUCGCAGGCGUCGAUGGCGUCGCCCUCCUUCAAUACUUGGGUGUGUCUGUGCGCGAUGCCGGCCACUCGCGCCAACCCCUCUGAGCUUGCCUCGCCCUCCUCUCCAGGCGCGGACAACGUGUUUGACACCAGCGCCCUGUCACCAACGCUGGUCAACGCCCUCAUCGCGGCGGAGAUAAACGAGCUGGGAGAGUUUGUUCGACUGCCUCUCGUGAUCGCCACGACGCCCGCACUGAGUCGGCGACUCAAGGCGCUUCGAAUAUAGACGGUGCGCGCUCGAGGGCAGGGCAGCUCGCAGCGCGGUUUUGUGCCCGAUUGUGCCCCGACUAGGGCGCUCGGCGUGCUUUUGUCGCCGGUGUGCGGGAUAUAAGAUUUUCAGAGACCC
Molecule: messenger RNA, 809 nt
Organism: Emiliania huxleyi CCMP1516
Lineage: Eukaryota; Haptophyta; Isochrysidales; Noelaerhabdaceae
Exons: 1
Coding region: 26-508 (160 amino acids)
Source: RefSeq, a predicted model, not a curated record